Arabis nemorensis is the source of this 1422-nucleotide messenger RNA. The record is from the annotation of a GenBank genome assembly. Lineage: Eukaryota; Viridiplantae; Streptophyta; Magnoliopsida; Brassicales; Brassicaceae.
AUGCAGAGCUCAGGGAAAUGGGGAAGAGUGAUUGAGAUCUUGAAAGUUCUAGAAGAAGAUUGCGCGACACCAAUCGCGAAACUGAGACAAGUGGCUGAUGCUAUGACUGUUGAGAUGCAUGCUGGUCUUGCAUCUGAAGGUGGAAGCAAGCUUAAGAUGCUUAUUAGCUAUGUUGAUAAUCUUCCUUCUGGGGAUGAGAAGGGUUUCUUUUAUGCACUGGACCUAGGCGGAACAAACUUCCGUGUCAUGCGUGUGCUUCUUGGUGGGAAACAAGACCGUGUUGUUAAACAAGAGUUCGAAGAAGUCUCAAUUCCUCCUCAUUUGAUGACCGGGGGUUCAAAUGAGUUAUUCGAUUUUAUCGCUGAAGCGCUUGCAAAGUUCGUCGCUACAGAAGACGAGGACUUUCAUCUCCAAGAGGGUAGACAAAGGGAAUUAGGUUUCACCUUCUKUUUUCCGGUUAGGCAGACAUCUUUGUCCUCUGGCACUCUCAUCAAGUGGACAAAAGGCUUUUCCAUUGAAGAUACAGUUGGACAAGAUGUUGUCGGAGAGCUUAUUAAAGCUAUGGAAAGAGUUGGACUUGACAUGAAUGUCACAGCUCUUGUCAAUGACACUGUUGGAACACUUGCUGGUGGUAGAUACUAUAACCCAGAUGUUGUUGCCGCAGUUAUUUUAGGCACCGGCACAAAUGCAGCGUAUGUCGAACGUGCACAUGCAAUUCCAAAAUGGCACGGCCUACUUCCCAAAUCUGGAGAAAUGGUGAUCAACAUGGAGUGGGGAAACUUUAGGUCAUCACAUCUUCCAUUGACAGAGUUUGACCACUCACUAGAUUUCGAGAGUCUGAAUCCAGGUGAACAGAUUCUAGAGAAAAUAAUUUCCGGUAUGUAUUUGGGAGAAAUCUUGCGUAGAGUUCUUCUGAAGAUGGCUGAAGAAGCUGAUUUCUUUGGCGACACCAUCCCACCGAAGCUGAGAAUACCAUUCAUCAUAAGGACCCCACACAUGUCUGCUAUGCACAGCGAUACUUCUCCGGAUUUGAAGGUUGUUGGAAGCAAGUUAAAGGACAUAUUGGAGGUCCCUACGACUUCUCUGAAGAUGAGAAAAGUAGUGAUCAGUCUCUGUAACAUCAUCGCUAGCCGAGGAGCUCGUCUAUCUGCUGCAGGGAUCUACGGAAUCCUGAAGAAAUUGGGAAGAGACGCAACAAAAGAAGGGGAAACUCAGAAAUCGGUGAUAGCCAUGGACGGUGGGUUGUUCGAACACUACACUCAGUUCAGUGAGUGUAUGGAGAGCUCAUUGAAAGAGUUACUCGGAGAUGAAGCAUCAGAGAGCGUCGAAGUGAUUCAUUCAAAUGACGGGUCUGGAGUUGGAGCCGCAUUACUGGCUGCCUCACACUCUCAGUACCUUGAGGAGGAUUCUGAAACAAGUUAA